GUUUUAUUAUUUUGUGAUGAUUUUUAUAACUGUUGUUUGCUACAAGACCGUUACUUACAUAGAAUAUCACAACCAGUUUCGUACAGGAUAGCUAAGGUAUAAGAAGUGUAUGUCUUUAGAAGUGUAAAACUGUAAAUCUUGGAAGAAAAGAAACAGGGGUGUUAACGAAGAACAACGAUACAUGCAAACAAUGGUGCUUUGGUCAGUAACGUUGUUAUUUGCUCUGAGUCUAACAGUUUGUGUUGAUGCUGUCGAGCAAGAACAAAGCAAGGCGAACACGUACCUUAUUGAUAAGUGGGGAAAAUUCUUUGAAUUUGUUGAUUUCAAUCAUGAUGGACUUCUUUCAUUGGAAGACCCCAAAGUAUUUGAAGGACGUUAUAAAACCCGUAGUGAUCUGACAGAUAAGCAAAUAAAGAAGAUCAUAAAAGAAAUGGAUAAACUGUGGAAUGUCUUCUUUUUCCAAAACAAGAAAGAACUCUCGAAAGAUGAUCUCAUAAACAUGAUGAAACAAAGUUAUGAAUCCAACGCAACUGCUUUAGCUGAGAAGGUGCGUGUUUUUGCAUCGGAUUGGUGCAAUUUGAUAGACUUAGAUGGAGACACAUUCCUUUCAAAAGAUGAAUUCAUUAUGAACUUUGUUGCCGGAACACACAACAAUACCCAAAUAGACGAGCGUUUUUUCUACAUGUACAAUCCUGUUAAUGAGCGUUUCCCCAAUGACGAAAUCGUCCAGUCUUUUGUUCUGUUUGCAACUGAGCCUGAUAAGUCGAAACCGGACAUUUUCUUAAAUGGAAUAAAUAUCGGAGUUUAAAUAAAGAUUAAUAACUUGAAACGUAUGAUGAAAUUUACUUUUGAAACAAGGACUCCGAUAUAAUAAAUUGUUUAUUCGCA
This is a messenger RNA of Ruditapes philippinarum (Manila clam), 888 nucleotides long. RefSeq names its product sarcoplasmic calcium-binding protein-like. The record is from RefSeq and is a predicted model, not a curated record. The coding region runs from base 182 to 808 and encodes 208 amino acids. The transcript has 5 exons. Lineage: Eukaryota; Metazoa; Mollusca; Bivalvia; Venerida; Veneridae.